Messenger RNA from Megalops cyprinoides (Indo-Pacific tarpon), 3089 nucleotides. RefSeq names its product probable histone deacetylase 1-B. Gene Ontology annotation, molecular function: histone deacetylase activity. The record is from RefSeq and is a predicted model, not a curated record. Bases 24 to 1469 code for a protein of 481 amino acids. NCBI's taxonomy places the organism in Eukaryota, Metazoa, Chordata, Actinopteri, Elopiformes, Megalopidae. The transcript is spliced from 14 exons.
GAAGCCUGGCGGUUGGAGGCAAAAUGGCGCUCACCACUCAAGGAACAAAGAAGAAAGUUUGUUAUUAUUAUGAUGGUGAUGUUGGAAAUUAUUACUAUGGCCAGGGACAUCCCAUGAAGCCUCACAGAAUCCGCAUGACCCACAACCUUCUACUCAAUUAUGGGCUGUACAGGAAGAUGGAAAUUUAUCGGCCUCACAAAGCCAAUGCAGAAGAGAUGACCAAGUACCACAGCGACGACUACAUCAAGUUCCUGCGGUCCAUCCGCCCAGACAAUAUGUCAGAGUACAGCAAACAGAUGCAGAGAUUUAACGUGGGAGAGGAUUGUCCUGUUUUUGAUGGCUUGUUUGAGUUCUGCCAACUUUCAACAGGUGGUUCUGUAGCUGGAGCCGUGAAACUGAACAAACAACAGACGGACAUCGCCAUUAACUGGGCCGGAGGGCUCCAUCACGCCAAGAAGUCCGAGGCGUCAGGUUUCUGCUACGUGAACGACAUCGUCCUGGCCAUUCUGGAGCUGCUGAAAUACCACCAAAGAGUGCUGUAUAUCGACAUCGAUAUCCACCAUGGGGACGGAGUGGAGGAGGCCUUCUAUACCACCGACCGUGUCAUGACCGUGUCCUUCCACAAGUAUGGAGAGUACUUCCCUGGCACUGGAGACCUCAGAGAUAUUGGAGCAGGGAAGGGCAAGUACUAUGCUGUGAACUACCCACUCAGGGAUGGGAUCGAUGACGAGUCUUACGAAGCCAUAUUCAAACCUAUCAUGGCCAAAGUGAUGGAGAUGUACCAGCCCAGUGCGGUGGUGCUGCAGUGUGGGGCUGACUCGCUGUCUGGAGAUCGACUCGGCUGCUUUAACCUCACUAUCAAAGGCCACGCCAAGUGUGUAGAGUACAUGAAGAGCUUCAACCUGCCCCUGCUGAUGCUGGGAGGGGGAGGGUACACUAUCCGCAACGUGGCGCGCUGCUGGACUUAUGAAACCGCGGUCGCCUUGGACAGCUCCAUCCCCAACGAGCUUCCAUACAACGAUUACUUUGAGUACUUCGGCCCUGACUUCAAACUGCACAUCAGCCCCUCCAACAUGACCAACCAGAACACAAAUGACUACCUGGAGAAGAUCAAGCAGCGUCUGUUUGAGAACCUGCGCAUGCUGCCCCACGCCCCGGGUGUGCAGAUGCAGGCCAUCCCAGAGGACGCGGUGCAGGACGACAGCGGCGACGAGGAGGAGGAGGACCCCGACAAGCGCAUCUCCAUCCGCGCGCACGACAAGAGGAUAGCCUGCGACGAGGAGUUCUCGGACUCCGAGGACGAGGGCCAGGGCGGGCGAAGGAACACGGCCAACUACAAGAAGGCCAAGCGGGUGAAAACGGAGGAGGAGAAGGACGGGGAGGAGAAGAAAGAUGUAAAAGAGGAGGAGAAAACGGGAGAGGAGAAAAUGGACACAAAGGGGGCAAAAGAAGAGCUGAAGACCACCUGAGAGGCUCGGAGCCCCCAUGCUUACAGAUCGGCAUGCUUUUACGGUAGCAUCACAACCCCAUCCCUACCCAUUAGAACUCAAUAGCCAAGACAAAGGACUGUAAAUUAUUUUCUAAAACACAUUUUACUAUUCACGAUACAGCAGGACUUCAAGAAAAUGUUGUUGCUUUGCGAGUGUGAGUUGAACUGCGAGUAUGACCUUUUUUUUUUUUUUUUUCUUCCUUUCUUUUUCAAUGCCAGUCGGUGUGGAAUAUUUACAUCUGGUACUGUUCCGUUAUGUAAACCAAGAAUAAAUGUCACAGGAGUGGUUAAGUAAAAUACUCCAGGCAUGCAGGACCAGCAGAAACUUCAGUAGUGUGGAAUAGGUAGUCACCUGUUGAGGAACUUUCUUUUUCUUCUUCUGUAGUGUGAGGAUUUAAUGGUAAGUUAUUUAAAUCAUGGGAGUUUUGGCAUUUGUUGGCGGUCAGUAUUCUGCAUUUCCUUUGGGCCGUUUCCACCUUUUACUUUGUACUCACGCGGAGGGUUCCAAACUGUCCUUUUUCACAGCAUUUUCUACCUUUUUAAAAAUCUUUUUAUUACUGUGUAGUCAGGGGAAACUGGAGACCUCUCUCUGAAAAUGGGAAUAUCAUCAGGAAACAAGGACAGCCCAGCCUUUUGGUGCCUCUGGUUAGGAGUGUGAGAGCUCAGUGGUUGCAAAAUGCCCCUGGAUUGCAGAAUAAUAAUUUUGUUUAAAAAAAGCAUAAUAAAAUUAUCUGUGAGUUUGUCUGAGGCUAUGUCUAGUCACUGCUGUCUUAGCAUCUUUUGUAAGGACCCCCUUUUCUUUCUCAUUAUCAGUUAAAUAAGACAAAAUCAAUGCUGUGUGCAAGACAGUGGGAGAGAAUAGUUACUAUAGCACAGCAAGAUCAUGUGUGAACUGUACAUACGAGGCCAUCACUGAUGCACAAAACUAUUGGGUAAGAUGGCCCAUGCUUUAAGUUAUGAACAACUUUGAAGCCAUUGUGAGGUACUAUGUAUGUGAUCACUAGCUAUCUAUAAUGCAAUGUACCAUGUCAUAUCUUUUGAUAGGACAGUUAGCUUGAACAGCUGGCUAAGGUUUCAAAAAUGGUUCAUACACCUAACUUGAAAGGGGUUAGCUGUGCUUUCUUGGCAUUAGAUGAUGGCGGCCGAUAGUGUCGACAUCAGAUAGCAGCGUUCUCUGCAGAUUCUUGUUGGAUGAUGGUCCUCUGUACUAUUUCAAUCUUAAUGUGCAGUGUUUUCAGGUCCUUAUCCAAAAGGAAAAGGCAUUUAAGUGUUGGCCAGUGAGGCUUCUGUUUUUUUUCCAUUUGAAGAACUAGGGUGUUUAUUGUAACCUGAAUUGUGGACUGCUUUAAUGACAUCAGUAUCAAAGGUCUGGAUUUAUUUUGCAAUGCUUGUGACAUUUUAUACCUGCUUCAGCAUCAUUUUCUAUUGUUUCCAAUACUAGGGCAAGAAAUUAAUUUUAUCUGAGAGGGUCUACUUUUUCAGCUGCAUAUUUGUGGGUAAGACUUAAACAGAGCACCACUGAGGUCUCUGUUAAUUUGUGAGGGCAGUUGAGAUGUUAGAGAUGUAAUGUUUUUGUAUUUUCUUUUUCAAUGCAUUAUCA